Molecule: messenger RNA, 3999 nt
Organism: Cylicocyclus nassatus
Lineage: Eukaryota; Metazoa; Nematoda; Chromadorea; Rhabditida; Strongylidae
Source: the annotation of a GenBank genome assembly
AUGCAGAUCUCGCACAUUUGUCCUACGCCUACGCGUUUAAAGGUCCCCUCCGGCUCAUUUGACCCCUUGCUGCUUUCUGUCGUACGGAACCGGCCCGGAACAGCCCAUCUAACGCUAAACGAGCAAUGCACAACGGACACGAGUUUGAACAGAACGGACAUGCAACCAAUGGAACAGCACUCAGUAGAUGGCGAAACAUCUACUUCUUCGGCCUCGGCCGAUGUUGUGAAAAUGGAUUACUCGACGGAUUUUCCCAAGUUGCCUGAAGUUGCGCCCGCAGCUGCAAAGCCUCUAGGAGCAUGGUCACGUCCUGCCGUAGGAACGAAACAAAUUGUUCACUCAUUCAUACUGGCGGCUGAUGAGCGAGCUAACAAAGUAAAGAGCUUCCCCGGAAAUACCAGCGAAGAGCAUAAGAAAUGUCAGGCUGUCGCAGCCGCAACUGGUACUAGAAUCGAACUGAGCGAGUCGAAAGACGGCUCUCUUACCGUCGUGAUUAAGGGACUACGUGCUAAGGUCGAGGAUGCCCAUGCUCGUCUUGUGCGCGAUCUACAGACGCAGGCUAGCCGCGAUCUAGAUAUACCCAAAGAUCAUCACAGAAAACUCAUAGGCAAGGAGGGAACAACGCUUCGUCAGCUAGAGGCUGAUACUAACUGCCGCAUCACCAUACCCAGCCGGGACACUCCUUCGGAGACCAUAAAAAUUGUAGGACCUCGCGAAGGCAUUGAGAAGGCUGUGGCUUACAUAAAGUCUGUGUCGGAAAGAGAGUCGAAGUUGGCUACUGAACAUAUCGUGUGUCCGCGUAUCUUCUAUCCAUUUGUUCGUGGACCUUUCAAUGAAACUUACGACAAGCUCACACAAGAAACUGGCGCAAAGAUUAACAUUCCACCAAGUCAAGCCAACAAUGAGGUAAUCGUCAUCACAGGAGAAAAGGAAGGUGUGCACAAAGCCGCUGCGGUAAUUCGUGGCAUAGUUGCUGACAAGCAAGCAACUGCAAAAUCAGUGACCUGCACUGUUGCCAAAGCUCAGCACAGAUAUAUCAUAGGACAACAACGCAGUGGUCUACAUACAAUCCUCAAAGAAACCGGUGUUUCUGUUGAGGUUCCAAAUGAGGACGAAAAUUCUGACACAAUUACUCUGCGUGGAGAUCCUGCCAAGCUCGGCGAGGCUCUUGCGCUAGUAUAUCAGCGCGCUAGCUCCGUGAUCACCCAACAGAUAGUGGCACCUAGUUGGCUUCACAAACAUCUCAUCGGUCCGAAAGGAUCAACUUUGCAGAAUCUUGUCCCAAAUCGCGGGAAGGUACAGAUUGACUUUGAGGACACCGGUAAUAUCUUUCUCGAGGGAGCACCGGAGGAAGUUAAGGCUGCUCAUGCGGUUCUUUCUGCGGAGGUAGAUCGUCUCCAGAAAGAAAUGUGUAUUGAAAAAGUGAAAGUACACCCAAGUCUACACCGGCAUGUCAUCGGUAGAGGAGGAGCGCUAAUCACGAAAAUCAAGGAUGAGACUGGAGUGCAGAUCUCAAUUCCAAACGAGCAAACUAACUCGGAUGAAAUUGUUGUUGAAGGAAAGAAGGACGGAGUAAAACGAGCCGUCGAAGAUAUCAAGACCAUUGUAUCAAAGAUUGAGAAUGAGAAGUCGCGCGACAUAAUAAUCGAACAGCGUCUUCACAAACUCAUUAUUGGUGCAAAAGGAGAAAAUAUCUCAAAAAUCCGCGUUGCUCAUCCCAACAUCGUCCUUUCUUUCCCUGAUGUCAACAAAAAAUCUGAUGUCAUCAACAUUCGAGGUGAAAAGAGCGAAGUGGACAAGGUUUACAAGCAACUCCAGACAUUAGCGAAAGAGCUGGCUGAAAGCAACUAUCAGGAAACCGUCCCAAUAUUCAAAGAGUUCCACAAACAUAUCAUUGGAAAAGGCGGUGCUACGAUCAAGAAGAUUCGUGAGGAAACAGAGACCAGGAUUGAUUUACCAGAGGGCGAUUCCGGCGAGGAGCGCAUCACUGUUACUGGAAAGAAAGCGAAUGUCGAAAAAGCUAUUGAUCAGCUGAAUAAAAUCCAAAAUGAGCUUGCCAGUAUUGUCAUCAUUGAAGUUGAUAUUCCCGUGAAAGUGCAAUCGCGACUUCUUGGCAAUGGACGCCGUCUUAUCUCUGAUAUUGAGGAGGAAUGCGGUGGUGUGCAUAUUAGAUUCCCAGCUGAGAAAAGUGAAAGUACCAAAGUCACCAUUCGUGGACCAAAACCGGAUGCCGAAAGAGCUCAGAAGUUGCUCGUUGAUCUUGCCAAGGACAAGGAAGUCAACCUCCAUGAGGACACCAUUGUAGCAAAACCUGAAUUCCAUAGAUUCCUUAUUGGAAAAGGCGGCGCAAAGAUCAAUAAGAUGCGUGAAAAUUAUGAUGUACGUGUGAUGUUCCCCAGAGAAACGGACGCUGACAAGGAAACCAUCCAUCUUCUUGGUAAGAAGGAAGAUGUUCUCAAGGUGAAGAAGGAGCUUGAAGAGAACAUCAAGCAACUCAACGAGACAGUCGAAAGCACCAUCGAGGUUGAUACCAAGCAUCACCGUCACUUCGUUAUGCGAGGAGCUGCAGUACUUCGUGAGAUUCAAGAGCAAAACGGUGGAGUCGUCAUUUCCUUCCCGAAGAUGGGAAGCGACUCGACUACCGUCCAUAUCAAAGGCUCCAAGCAAUGCGUCGAAUCAGCUAAGGCACGCAUCGAAGAGAUUGUUGAGGACAUUGAGAAGCAAGUGUCGAUUCAAGUGGAGAUUCCAUCACAAUUCCACCGUGCUCUACUCGUAAAUCGUGGUCAAAAGAUUCAGGAUCUACAAUCGAAGCAUCAUGUACUCAUCCGUUUCCCUGAGCGCAGAUUCGGUAAUGAAGCCACAGACGGUGCAGAUGCCGAAACACAUCCUGAGAAUAUUGUGACGAUCUCUGGUCGAGACACGAAGUGUGAGGCUGCAAAGGAAGAGCUGCUGGCAAUGGUGCCGGUGUCGAAAGUGAUCAACGUUCCUAUCGACAUGCAUCGCAGUCUUAUUGGACGCGGUGGAGAAACGGUUCGCAAGCUCAUGCAAGAUUACGACGUCAACAUAUCAAUCCCAAAGAAUAACGAGAGCGAGGAGAUUACGGUCACUGGGCAACGCGAACAUGUUGAGGAUGCUUUGGAAAAGAUCAGAGAGAAGAUCGCUGAAUUUGAGGCUCUGGCUGAAGACAGGAAGCUUCGUUCGUUCCAACUUGUAAUCGACGUUCCUGCUGAAUAUCAUACUCGCAUCAUUGGGCCGAGAGGAGCUACUGUGAAUGCACUCAGAGCCAAACAUGAUGUUCAGAUCAGUCUGCCGCGUGGUGAAGAAAAAUCGGACCAGAUCACCAUCCAGGGUUACGAGGCUUCAGCACGUGCUUGCGCUGCUGAAAUUGACGAAAUGAUUGAAGAGAUUCGAUCCAUGUUUACGCAGGAAGUGUCCAUAGACGCUGGUUUCCAUCCUCGCAUGAUUGGCCAACGUGGCAAGAAUCUCAAAAAGCUCAUGGAAGACUAUGGUGUUGAAAUUCGUUUCCCUCGUGAUGCGGCGGACCCUAACCUCGUCAUCAUUGCCGGUUCGAAGUCAGCAAACCGGGUUUUCAAGUGCCUGGAAGAACUUUUGAAUCUGACCGAGGAGAUACAGAGUGAAAAAGAACAGCUGACUGAUAGUUCAGUAGUCGCAUCUAAUUCACCUUUCACGACAAAUCGUGCUUCUUGGUUAGAUUGUUACCUUCUCUCCUUCACUAAUAUGAGCGAAUUCGGUAGUGUUAUCUUUUCUUGCGUGGUCACUGAACCUCUUCAAAAAAGAUUUGCGAACAGUUUCACAAGAGGUUCAAAAAGAGAGAUCAAGAAUGCCUAUACUCAGCUGCAAAGAGUCCCUUUUUCCAUAAUGCAACAACCUUGUACCAGAAAAUCUGAAAUUGCCAACCACAAAUUCUAUCAGAUGCAAAGACGCUACAGCGGCAGUCGCAACUUUUGCAAAAAUCGCAAACGCUACUUUGUCAUCUGA